AUGGGUAACGUUAUUUCUACGAUUGAACGUCCCCUGGUUUCAUGGCUGGCGGGUACUCAACCCCCACCCAGGAAUUCUACUAAAAAAGAAUUCAGAAAACAGCCAAACAUCCAGCCUUCUACGGACAGGUAAGUGGAUAGCGGCUGCAGGUAUAUUAGAAGAUGGGGGUCAGAGUUUGAUAAAGAGUAGAAUAAAGGAUGGUUUGUUAAUGGGCAUCAUUUCUAUAAAUAACACAGCUUUCCUGUAGAUUGAAUUGUGUUGUCAUUAUAUGAAUGGGAGUAAAAUCCUUAAAAUGUGAAUUUGUGUUUGAUACUUGUUAUUUUUCUUAACUGAUGAGAUAAAAAAUGAACACAACAAUGUGUGUAGCUUAGCCCAUUUGUAGUGAUUGAUAUAAAAUAGGCGGGCAUUAUAUACGGGGGUGCAAAAAAAAAGGAAAAUAUAUAGCAAUUAAUGAAGGUGUUUUGAGUCCAUAAUCAGACAGGACCAUCCUGUGAUGAAAUGAGUCUUGAAGAAUUUCACAGGUUUUACACAUUAAAUCAAAUUAUUUAACCAUUGCAAUACAACCCAAAUAACAAUGCAUAAUAUAUAAUGAUUUAUUUUAUCAUUUCCUAAACACACUCAGUUAUUUCAAACACAAAACAUCAAAUGUGUGAAAUAUGAGACUUCACUAAUCAUUUUCUCUUUCCUAAACAGGCUACCUCUUAAAUCAGAGCCCCAGACAUUCCCCCAAUUAUCAUCUAAUCUGGAUAUUUCUCCAGAAACUGAGAAGGGGAAGAGGUGGGAGCCACGGGAGCAGAAUGGUGGGUUUGUGGCAAAAAUUCUAAAAUGUUGCCAACAAGGCACAGAGAGACGUCGCCUUCCCCCUUCUGUUACAUCUAAAUUUGCUGUGCUUGAUAAAAGGUAAAUACUAUAUGAUCACAUUAACAAAUUGCGAUAAAAACCUCUAGGCUGGGUGCUGGAAGAAUUAGCCUGACCUUUUUUGUUUUUGUGUUUUUGUUCAAAAGCUUUAGACAUUAUGAUACCUAUGUCAGAUAUAGAAAAGAGGAGAAGAAACCUGAUGUACCAUACUAUAUUCGGGUGACUCCAAAAAAAUCCAACUUGGAAAUUCGUUAUGCUCGGCCACCUAGGUAAGUGUAUCACGAGACACAGAAUGACUGACCAUAAUCCUAUAAGGUUAUCCAAAUAAAACUGCAGGGUCCUCAGUAAACCAAUACCCUGGUUCUCUCACUGGCUGUCUGUGUACACAGGAAACCAAUGAGAGAAGAUCCACAGAUAGAGAAAGAUGUCAAUGUUCUUUAUGAGCCAACAUCACAAAUUUCUGAGGAGUACUACAGCAACUUGACUUACCAGGAAUUACCUAAUUUCUAUAAGAUAUGUAUUUUAAUAUAAACAGAAGCUUUAAUGGUACAAAGUAAACUAUUUACUGUAAUUACUGUAACCAGAAUGUAAUGUCCGUAACAUAAAUGAUCUGAUAGUGUCACUAACGGCUGUGCAAUAAUGACUGAUAGAUAACGAGUGAUAGGGUAGCUGAUGGACUGAAAGUGAGAAGAAAGCUGAAGAGGAAUAAGAUAAGUGACAAAAUGGGCUGAUGGAUGGAAAGGGAGAAAAGGAUAUAAUUGUUAGAACUGUAUUUUAACGUUUCCUAUUUUAAUUGCAGGGACCCAUUCCUAUUCUCUAAGGUGAAGCCUAAAUUACUUCCAAAACAAUACAAAACAACUAAAAAGGCUGAAAGUGUAAAUUAUUGUGCAGAGUGUCAUAAACAGGAUAAUAUUCUACAGCCUGCACCUGUCACAAGUCUAGAGGAUAUUCCUUAUCGGCCUUCUACGGACAGGUAAGUGGACAAUUGCUGCAGGUAUAUUAAAUGAGGUUAUUGGAAGAUGGGGAUCAGAGUUCGAUAGAGAUUAUAUUAAAGUUUGGUUUGUUAAUGGGCAUCAUUUCCUUAAAUAACAGAACUUUACAGUAGAUCUAAUAAUGUUAUCUCUAAAUGAAUGGUAGUAAUCUAUGCGGUAAAAUGCUUAAAAUUGAAUUUGAGUUACACCUUUUAGCUAUUUUUCUAAACAGAUGAGAUAAAAGAUCAAAAAAAGAUCAAAUCCAUGAAUAUGUGCAGCCUAGCUCAUUUGUAGUGAUGGAAAUUGAAAUAAAAUAAACAGGCAUGAUAUACAAGGGUGUAAAAAAAAAAAAAAGAAAAGUUAAAUAUAUGUGAAUUAAAGGGUCACUAUAGACACCAGAACAACUACAGCUUAAUGUACAAAAUGUGUUUACAUUGCUCCCUAGGGACACCUACAGUGGCAAUCACUCAGGCAGCCACUAUAGGUGCUUGCUGUGGCAAUGCUGCAGAGUGUGCAGCACUGACAUUCAGCGUCUCCACGCGCUUCAUGAAGACACUGAGCAUUCCUCUUCGAGAUGCAUCAAUUUAUGAUUGGCCAGGACAGCGUUGCCUCCGCCCCCAGCAUGCCUUCUUGGCUGGGAUCAUUAAAAUUUACUAACUCAGUCAAUCCAAUGCUUUCUAAAGGUAAAGCAUUGGAUUGGCUGAGAUCAUCAAUUCUGUUUAUCAGCCAAGGAGGCAGUUUAGGGAUGGAGCCCUGCGUGGCGCUGGAAAAAAGUGAGUUUAAACCCUUUUACUUUCAUGACAGGGGGCUGAGGCACUAAAUAGUAAUAUUAGAACUAUAGUGUCAGGAAUACAUAUUUGUUUUUCUGACACAAUAAUGCCCCUUUAUUAAAUGUGUUUUGAGACCCCAGCACUAUCCUGGGCUGAAAUGCAGGAUGUAAUUAUUCCAGACGUGUCAAAGGUUUUACACAUCAAAUUGAAUUAUUUAAUCGUUAGAAUACAACCCAAAUAGCAAUGCAUAAUAUCUAAUGGCUUCUUGUAUCAUCUCCUAAACACACUCUGUUAUUCCAGAGAUAUAACAUCAAUUUAUUAAUGACCUUUUUGUUUUCUGGUGUGUUUUUCUUCAAACCCUAUAGACAUUAUAAUAACUAUGUCCGAUUUGGCAAAGAGGAGAAGAUUCCCGAUGUACCAUACUAUAUUCGGGUGACUCCACGAGAAACUAACCAACUAAUGACAUGUGCUCGGCCACCUAGGUAAGUGUAUCAUGAGACACAGAAUGACUGACCAUAAUCCAAUAAGGUUAUCCAAAUAAACCUUCAGUGUCCUCAGUAAACCAAUAUCUUGGUUCUCUUACUGGCUGGCUGUGUACACAGGAAACCAAUGAGAGAAGAACCACAGAUAGCGAAAGAUGUCAAUGCUCUUUCUGAGCCAACAUCACAAAUCUCAAAUUGGAAAAUUUAAUUAUUACAAUACAACCCAAAUAGCAAUGCAUAAUAUCUAAUGGCUUCUUGUAUCAUCUCCUAAACACACUCUGUUAUUCCAGAGAUAUAACAUCAAUGUAUUAAUGACCUUUUUGUUUUCUGGUGUGUUUUUCUUCAAACCCUUUAGACAUUAUAAUAACUAUGUCAGAUUUGGAAAAGAGGAGAAGAUUCCCGAUGUACCAUACUAUAUUUGGGUGACUCCACGAGAAACUAACCAACUAAUGACAUGUGCUCGGCCACCUAGGUAAGUGUAUCAUGAGAUACAGAAUGACUGACCAUAAUCCUAUAAGGUUAUCCAAAUAAACCUUCAGUGUCCUCAGUAAUCCAAUACCCUGGUUCUCUCACUGGCUGUCUGUGUACACAGGAAACCAAUGAGAGAAGAUCCACAGAUAGAGAAAGAUGUCAAUGGUCUUUCUGAGUCAACAUCACAAAUCUCAAAUUGGAAAAUUUAAUCAUUACAAUAUGAGUCAAAUAAUAACCUGUAAUAUAUAAUGGCUUCUUCUAUCAUUUCCUAAACACACUCAGUUAUUCCAGAAAUAUAACAUCAAACGUGAAAUAUGAAACUCCAAUAAUCAGUCUUUCUUUCCUAAACAGGCUACCACUUAAAGCAGAGCCCCAGACAUUCCCCCAGGUAUCACCUAAUCUGGAAAUCUCUCCAGAUCUUGAGAAAGGGAAGAGAUGGGAGCCACAGGAACAGAAUGAGGGGUUUGUGGAAGAAAGUCUAAAAUGUUGCCAAAAAACCACAAAGAGACUUUGCUUGCCCCCUUCUGUUACAUCUAAAUUUGCUGUGCUUGAUAAAAGGUAAAUACUGUGUGAUCACAUUAAUCAAAGGGGAGACAUCUUUUUGUUUUCUAUUGUUGAUGUUUGUUUUAACAAAUUGAGAUUUUAGCCUCUCCACCGGGUGCUGGAAGAAUUAGCCUGACCUUUUGUUUUUUUGUGUGUUUUUCUUCAAACCCUUUAGACAUUAUAAUAACUAUGUCAGAUUUGGCAAAGAGGAGAAGAUUCCCGAUGUACCAUACUAUAUUUGGGUGACUCCAAGAGAAACUAACCAACUAAUGACAUAUGCUCGGCCACCUAGGUAAGUGUAUCAUGAGACACAGAAUGACUGACCAUAAUCCAAUAAGGUUAUCCAAAUAAACCUUCAGUGUCCUCAGUAAACCAAUACCCUGGUUCUCUCACUGGCUGUCUGUGUACACAGGAAACCAAUGAGAGAAUAAACACAGAUACAGUGAUCACAAAUCACUAGGAAAUACUACAGAAAGUGACUUACCAGGCAUUACCUAAUUUCUAUAAGAUAUGUAUUUUAAUAUAAACAGAAGCUUUAAUGGUACAAAGUAAACUAUUUACUGGAAUUACUGUAACCAGAAUGUAAUGUGCGUAACAUAAAUGAUCUGAUAGUGUCACUAUAAGCUGUGCAAUAAUGCCUGAUAGAUAACGAGUGAUAGGGUAGCUGAUGGACUGAAAGUGAGAGGAAAGCUGAAGAGGAAUAAGAUAAGUGACAAAAUGGGCUGAUGGAUGGAAAGGGAGAAAAGGAUAUAAUUGUUACAACUGUAUUUUAACGUUUCCUAUUUUUUAAUUGCAGAGACCCAUUCCUAUUCUCUAAGGUAAAGCCUAAAUUACUUCCAAAACAAUAUAAAACAACUAAAAAGGCUACAAAUGUCCAAGAAAAAGAAGUAGACAAAAAAGAACUGGAAAAUGAAAAAAAGUAUUCUGCAGAGUAUUGUAAACACAAUAUUAUUCCACAGCCUGAAGCGGUCACAAGUCUAGAGGAUAUUCCCUGUCACUUGCUGCAGGCAAGGUCUCUAGAGCCUACAGAGAUUAUCACACAUCUAGAAGACAACACUUCUCUAGAAUGCCCUGUUUCUACUAUUAAACCUCAUACAAGUGGAUUGACAGAGGAGUUGCCAGUAAACCUUGGUCAGCCACAGUCCACUUUACAUUGUCCACCUGAGUCUGCAAAUCUAGAUUCUCAGAACCCAGUUACAGUUAUUUUACUACAGCCUACCUCUCUAGAGCCUACAGAGGUUAUCACACACCUAGAAGACAACACUUCUCUAGAAUGCCCUGUUACUACCAUCAAACCUCAUACAAGUGGAUUAACAGAGGAGUUGCCAGUAAACCUUGGUCAGCCACAGUCCACUUUAGGUUGUCCAUGUGAGCCUACAAAUCUAGAUUCUCAGAACCCAGUUACAGCUAUUUUACUACAGCCUACCUCUCUAGAGCCUACAGAGGUUAUCACACAUCUAGAAGACAACACUUUUCUAGAAUGCCCUGUUACUACUAUCGGACCUCAUACAAGUGGAUUGAUAGAGGAGUUGCCAGUAAACCUUGGUCAGCAACAGUCCACUUUGGAUUGUCAACCUGAGCCUAUGAACCUAGAUUCCCGGGAGGCUGUCAAAGAUCAAGAUCCAGGUAUUCUGUUAGUGGGCCCAGUUUGUCCUGCCAAAUCAGGCACUAGUGAAAUGUUAGAGGAGCUGCCUGUAAACCUUGGUCAGCCACAGUCCACUUUGGAUUGUCAACCUGAGCCUAUGAAUCUACAUUCUCGGGAAGCUGUCAAAGAUCAAGAUCCAGGUAUUCUUCUAGUGGGCCCAGUUUGUCCUGCCAAAUCAAGCACUGGUGAAAUGUUAGAGGAGUUACCAGUAAGCUCUGACAUUGUGAGUUAUCACUCCAAAACUACUUUGGAUUGCCCCACUGUUCAGCCAGAGGAGUUGCUUCUAUUCAAUCAAAAGGUUACGCCUGAGCAGGAACAAACUGAGAUGAAGAAUAAUCAGCCAGGAAAACAUGUGUGUCUGAGUAGUGACCAUGAAGAGCAGCCAUUGCCAGAAGACAAAGAAAAAGAGCCACCUGGUGAGGCUGAUAUAGUUCGAAAGAAAAGUCAAGACCUUCCAGUACCUGUACUCCAAGAGAAGAAAAAUAUUGAAUCAAAGGUGGAAAGGAUACACUAUGACAGGGAAUCUUUACUUAAAUUCAAAUCUAUAACACAAGAGCCAAGGGAUUUGUCUGAGAUUGCAAAACUCUACCAAGGUAUGCUCAUUAGACCUCACCUUCGACCAGUAGAUCCAUCACGAUUUACCAACAGGAAAUGUACACCUCUAACUGCAAUUUUCAUCCACCCUGCUAAGGAUAAUUACAGACUGCCAUGUGGAAUGGGCCAAAUGAGGUCCCCGCAAGCUCCUGGUACAGAACUUCGCAAAAUCCUUCAAGUAAGUGAGAAUAUAAAACCGCAUACAUCUGAAAAGGCUUGGAAACCUCCCAUGAAAAGAGCAAAUGAAGAUCACACUCUUGCCAAGGCUCAAGAAUUGGUUCGCAAAGUUCGCAGCAUUCUAAAUAAAAUCACACCUCAGACAUUCCAGCACUUAACCAAGCAGGUGAAAGACCUCUCUAUACAUACAGAAUAUCAACUGAAAGGUGUUGUAGAAGUCAUCUUUGAAAAAGCAGUAGCAGAGCCACAUUUUGCUGUUGUAUACGCCAGCAUGUGCAACUGGCUAAUGAUGCUUGAGGUCCCAACCGAAGACAACCCUGAAGAAAGCAUUACAUUCCGUAGGCUGCUAAUAAGACUCUGCCAGAAGGAGUUUGAGAGAGUUGAAAAUGGGAAUGAAAAAACUGAGAAACUGCAAAAGGAACUGGAUGCUGCCACAUCACCGAGGGAAAAGGCCCUACUAAAAGACGAAUUAAGUGAUGCUUGUAAUAAAGCACGCAGGCGAUACCAAGGAAACAUCACAUUUAUUGGGGAGCUAUUUAAGCUAAAAUUUCUCUCUGAAGACACCAUGAAAGACUGCCUAAUGAAACUACUAAACAGGAACAGCGAGGAGUCCAUCGAAUGUAUCUGCAUUUUGCUCACUACAAUUGGAAAAUCCUUGGAAAAUGGACAGUGUCGCUUGGACAACUAUAUCAGCAAGAUUGACAUCUUUAUUAAAAACCAGAAAACCUCUUCGCGGAUUCGAUUUAUGGUGCAGGAUGUGAUGGAAUUAAGAAAAAAUAACUGGGUACCUCGACAUAAAUCCCAGGGACCGAAAACAAUAGAGCAAAUUCAUAAAGAGGUAGAACUGGAAUCUAGACGAAAAGAGCAGUGA
Molecule: messenger RNA, 7382 nt
Organism: Pelobates cultripes (western spadefoot toad)
Lineage: Eukaryota; Metazoa; Chordata; Amphibia; Anura; Pelobatidae
Source: the annotation of a GenBank genome assembly